AUGCAGCAAGAGGAGCCAGCCGAUGUUGAGGAUGAGUGGCGCUAUUACCACGAUCCGGUAGUGCGCCCCCCCAAGGGGCAUCUCUGGUCUACUGGUCUGGAGGGCGAUGAUGAUCACGGGCACGAGGGCGACUGGCUACAAGUUGUAGAGUCCUGGCCCAAAGGUCACCUCCCGGCGCCAGAGCUCUUGGCCAACCUGCUAAAGGCAGAGCAAGCUCGAGACAUCAGCAUUGUUGAUCUGGAUGAGUGCGAGAGGAGCAUGACGGCUGAUCAACGGAAGGAUUAG
Messenger RNA from Symbiodinium pilosum, 285 nucleotides. The record is from the annotation of a GenBank genome assembly. Lineage: Eukaryota; Dinophyceae; Suessiales; Symbiodiniaceae.